Acyrthosiphon pisum (pea aphid) is the source of this 3202-nucleotide messenger RNA. Its product is annotated as WD and tetratricopeptide repeats protein 1. The record is from RefSeq and is a predicted model, not a curated record. Gene Ontology annotation, cellular component: Cul4-RING E3 ubiquitin ligase complex; cytoplasm. The coding region runs from base 478 to 2496 and encodes 672 amino acids. Gene Ontology annotation, biological process: negative regulation of fatty acid biosynthetic process. NCBI's taxonomy places the organism in Eukaryota, Metazoa, Arthropoda, Insecta, Hemiptera, Aphididae. Gene Ontology annotation, molecular function: protein binding. The transcript is spliced from 11 exons.
UUAAUGGCGGAUGGUACCUUCACGUCUUAUCUCAUAGUUAGAUAUUUAGUUAUUUCUGUGAUUCUAUUAUAAUAUAUUAUGUCUAUGCACGGUCUAGUUGUAGUGAACAGUGACUACAAGUUAAUAAAUUGUAUAAUAUUAUCCAGAUAGUUAGUUUAUUCACAGAUUAUUAUAGUUUAAUAUUAUGUUCACCAAUUCUGUGGUUAAGUCGUUUAGUGUUAACUAUCUUAAAUCUCGACUACUGGCUAUAAUAUGAAAAAUAGUUUAAAGUACUUAAAUAGUAAAGUAUAGCAUCGGGCAGUCCGUGUUCUGUCGACUUCUGUGAUAUCAUAGUCAUAACUACUAACAUUUAAUAUUAUACAUUUCUACAGUAAUUGAGUGAUAGUGUUUGAGUAAUUCAAAUUCAAAGUUUUAACUCAACUCCUGAAAUGUUAUAAGUAAUAAAAUUGUUUGCUUGUGCAUAAGUCAAUUAUAAAUAUGUCUUCAGCAACAAAACGUCAAAAUAUUUUACAGUUGAUAAGGAAUCGAGAAUUAAACGAUCACAUCCGCACAAAGUAUGCAUUAAAAAGUAACUUGAAUUACAAAUGUAUUUCGAAACUUGGAUUACUCACUCAAUUAGAAGGACAUCAAGGAUGUGUUAAUUGCCUACAAUGGAAUGAAAGUGGAAGCAUCUUAGCAUCAGCAUCUGAUGACUUUCAAGUAAUAUUAUGGGAUCCAUUUUUACAAAAAGUUAAAACUUCUAUUAAAACUCUACACCGCGGCAACAUAUUUUCUGUUAAGUUUAUACCUAGUUGUAAUGAUGAUAUAGUUGCGACUGGAGCUGGUGAUUGGAGUUCACAUACAUAUAAUGUUACAACAGGUAGACAAUUAAGAAGUUGCGUUUGUUCUCAAGGACGAAUCAAACGUUUAGCUGUAGCAAACGAUGCACCUAGUGUUUAUUGGUGUGCUUCAGAAGAUGGAUGCAUUAGUCAACAUGAUACGAGAAUGAGCCAUGAAUGUCCUACCGACAAAUCUAAAAAUACUUUGGUGACCGUAUUUAGUAAUUCGGGAAAAAGGAUUGAAGCUAAAUGCUUAGAUAUAAACCAACUUAGAACUGAGCAGCUUGCAGUUGGUGCUAAUGACCAAUAUGUGAGAUUGUAUGACCGCAGAAUGAUUCAAUCGCUGUCAUCAUUAGAUGUAAAAUGUCCUUCAUUCGUCUCGGAGUAUGAAGCCAAUAGUGCAAAUAAAGUCAACAAUGCACUCCAAUAUUUUGUACCGGGUCACAUCCAUUCUAAUGAUAAUGAAACAAUUAACAAAAGACAAAAAAAUUAUGUAAUUACUUAUUUGACUUUUAGUCCUGAUGGACAAGAGUUGUUAGCUAAUUAUGGUGGUGAAUAUGUAUAUUUAUAUAACUUGGUGAAUCGAGCUGAUAAUGCAUUUUUCAACAUUUCCAAAGUUAUGAAAGUUCCUCGAGAAAAUGGGGAGGGUUCUUCUACAGAUUUGAUAGAUGAUCACGUUCCUGUUCCUCAUUUGACACUACCAGAUAAAGUAGUACAAUUAAAAUUAAAGGCAAAUUAUUUAUUUGAAAAAGAAGAUUAUACUGCUGCUAUUAUCCUUUAUAAUGAAGCUAUAAAUAUUCAUAAAUGCAGUGUACUGUUUUCAAAUAGAGCUGCAGCCUAUAUUAAAAGAAAGUGGCAUGGAGACUUUUACGCAGCUCUCAAAGAUUGUGUGACUGCAUUAAAAUUGGAGCCUAACCAUAUGAAAGCACAUUUUCGUUUGGCAGUAUGCCUGUUCGAACUGGACAAGUUUAAAGAUUCUAAAAUGUAUUUAGAUCAGUUCACAAUGAAAUACCCAUCAUAUAAAACUAGUGCCGCAUACAAAAGUCUAUAUAGUGAUUUAUUAAAUGCACAAUCUAAUAAUAAAGAUAAAUCUGAUGGAAAAAAAUUGCGUGAGACGUCGGAUACAUCAAAUUUUCUAGAUGCGUUACAAAUUCAGCGAGCCCCGAAGAUAGCUUUUGAGAAAUAUUUUUGUAAUCAGGCAAAAGAUUACCAUCGUAGAUAUUAUGGUCAUUGUAAUACAUCUACUGACAUUAAAGAAGCUAACUUUUUUGGAAGUCAAAAUCAAUUCAUAGUUGCCGGUUCAGAUGAUGGUUUAUUUUUUAUUUGGGAAAAAAAUACAGAGAAUAAUUUGCUCAUACUGAAAGGGGAUACUUCAAUCGUAAAUUGUAUACAACCACAUCCUUCAGAGUUUUUAUUGGCAACUAGUGGUAUUGAUAAUGAAGUUAAAUUAUGGACUCCAUUGCCAGAUGAUGUGGAUAAUACAUCUAUAAUAAAUAGUUAUAGCACAACAGCUAUGUUAAAUCAAAGACGUAUGAUGGCUGAUCCAUUUGAAGUAAUAUUGCGUAAUAUGAGGAGAACUGCAGAAGAAGGACCUGACAGUGUUGACUUUGACACUAUACGUGAUCAAUAUGGAAUUGAUCCAUUAUCUGAAGAGUUUAAUGAUUGUCAAAUGAGUUGAUAGAAACAUAAUUUUUGUAAUUUUUUUUUAUUAAUAUUAUAUAUAAAUAAAUAUUUUUUAAUUGUAUAAUUUUUUUUUUAUGUUUUUUAAUUUUAUGCUAUAUUUUUAUCAACAAGGAUUGUUUGUUUUGCAAUGUCCAACUUUAAUUCAAUUUCAUUUACUUCUGUUAAACUCAUAUCACCAAUCUGAAAUAAAAUAUGCAUAAUAAAUUAUGUUUAGGUAUACAUAAAAUAAAAUAGUAUAGUUUUAAAUAUAUACAAUUUUAUAAGAAGCCAUGUGGCAAUCACUAAUAACCCCUUCCUCGGGUUACUUUUCAAAAGAUUAUGUCUAUAUAUUUGUAUACAAAUACAAAAUAUUAUAUUGUUAUCAAGUAUGAUUUUCCAGUCUUUAUAUAAUAUUUUAAUAAAUAUUACUUUUGAAUAAUUAUAAGGUUUAGACUAUAAAUAUUAUUUUGUUGAUUUUUUAAUAUAUGAAUUUUGAUAAAGAAAACACCACAUUAAUAUUUAUGAUCUUAAUAUUUUGAAUGAAAACUUGUUAAAAUUGCAUGCUGAAUCAUUAAUUUACUUACUUAAUUAAUGGUUCCAUUAUUUUCCAUUAUUUAAUUUUUGAAAAAAAUCAAAUCAAUGAGAAAAUGUAUUUAUUUAAUAUAAGAUAAUUUGUGAUUGUUUACUGCAUUAAAUCAUACAGAGAAAAGAUUUUACUUAAA